GGGCUCUGUGAUUGGGAGAUCGAGACAGAGAGAGCCCGGCCGGGCAGUGUGUUCGCUGCACGAAAAUGCACUCGGAUGCCGCCGCUGUCAAUUUUCAGCUGAACUCUCAUCUAUCAACACUGGCAAAUAUUCACAAGAUUUACCACACCCUCAAUAGGCUGAAUCUGACAGAAGACGUUGGUCAAGACGAUCACCAGACAGGAAGUCUCCGAUCUUGCAGUUCUUCAGACUGCUUUAGCAAAGUGAUGCCUCCAAGGAAAAAGAGGAGACCUGCAGCCGGAGAUGAUUUAUCUGCUAAGAAAAGUAGACAUGAUGGCAUGUAUAGAAAAUAUGAUUCGACUAGAAUAAAGACAGAGGAAGAAGUCUUUUCAAGUAAGAGAUGCUUAGAAUGGUUCUAUGAGUAUGCAGGGACUGAUGACGUUGUAGGUCCUGAAGGCAUGGAGAAAUUUUGUGAAGAUAUCGGAGUUGAACCAGAAAAUGUAGUUAUGCUUGUUCUAGCUUGGAAAUUGGAUGCACAAAACAUGGGUUAUUUCACAUUGCAAGAAUGGUUAAAAGGAAUGACAUCGCUGCAAUGUGAUGCAACAGAGAAACUGAGAAAUUCCUUGGAUUACUUGAGAUCCUUAUUAAAUGAGCCUACAAAUUUUAAGCUAAUUUAUAGAUAUGCAUUUGAUUUUGCACGGGAAAAGGACCAGCGCAGCCUAGACAUAAAUACUGCCAAGUGCAUGUUAGGACUUCUAUUGGGAAAAACGUGGCCUCUUUUUCCAGUAUUCCACCAGUUCCUAGAGCAAUCAAAAUACAAAGUUAUCAACAAGGACCAAUGGUGUAAUGUGCUAGAAUUCAGCAGAACAAUUAACCUUGACCUCAGUAAUUAUGAUGAAGAUGGAGCAUGGCCAGUAUUGUUGGAUGAAUUUGUGGAGUGGUAUAAAGGGAAACAGAUGACAUAGGAGUUUACUAUGCACAGCCGCUCAAGAGUCACU
This is a messenger RNA of Emys orbicularis (European pond turtle), 977 nucleotides long. RefSeq names its product defective in cullin neddylation 1 domain containing 4 (gene DCUN1D4). The record is from RefSeq and is a predicted model, not a curated record. Lineage: Eukaryota; Metazoa; Chordata; Testudines; Emydidae. The transcript is spliced from 11 exons. Gene Ontology annotation, biological process: protein neddylation. Bases 66 to 944 code for a protein of 292 amino acids. Gene Ontology annotation, cellular component: ubiquitin ligase complex. Gene Ontology annotation, molecular function: ubiquitin-like protein binding; ubiquitin conjugating enzyme binding; cullin family protein binding.